AUGGAUAAGAGAAGGGUAGUAAUAACAGGGGUAGGUGCAAUCACCCCGCUUGGUAUGUCGGUAGACGCCUUUUGGGCCAAUUUGGUGGCCGGAAAGUCGGGUAUCGGACCUAUGACGUUGUGUGAUCCCACGGGAUACCCGUGCCGCAUUGCGGGAGAAGUUAUCGAUUUUAAUCCCGCGGACUACAUUCCCAAUCGUGAAGCGCGUCGCAUGGCCAGGUUUUCCCAGUUAGCUGUAGCGGCUGGACUGAGGGCGGUCGAGGAGGCAAACUUCAAGAUAGACAAGGAAAAUCCAUACCGCGUAGGGGUAAUUCUUGGAAAUGGGAAUGGGGGUUUUCCCACCCUGGAAGAAAAUUGUCGCAUUCUGGCCGAAAAAGGCGGGAUGAGAAUGUCACCUUUCUUUUUUCCAAUGGUGCUUCCCAAUAUGGCGGCUGCAAAUGUGAGCCACUACCUGGGGGCCAAAGGGUACAAUUCCACCGCCACUACCGCUUGCGCCGCUUCCAAUCAAGCCAUAGGAGAGGCGUUAAGGUUGAUUCAAUACGGGGAGGCGGACGUGGCUUUUGCAGGCGGCACCGAAGCGGGAAUAAGCCAGUUGGGCUUGUCGGGGUUUGCCGUGAUGCGCGCACUGAGCACUAACAACGAAGCGCCGGAAAGGGCGAGCCGUCCCUUUGAUGCGGACCGGGAUGGGUUUGUUCCUUCAGAGGGUUCGGUAGUCUUGGUCCUGGAAGCGUUGGAACAUGCAAUUGCGAGAGGAGCCGAGAUCCGGGUUGAGUUGGCAGGUUUCGGAUGCACUGCCGAUGCCGGCCAUCUGGUCCAGCCGGAAGAAACAGGUAGCAGUGCCGCCCAGGCAAUGGGAUUGGCCCUCAAGGAUGCCGGCGUGGACCCAGACGAGGUGGAUUAUAUCAACGCCCACGGUACUUCCACCCCAUUGAAUGACGCUAUCGAGACCUUGGCGAUUAAACGGCUUUUUGGAGACAAGGCCUACCAGAUCCCCAUCAGCUCAACCAAGUCAAUGAUUGGCCAUUCCCUGGGAGCGUCCGGAUCCCUGGAAGCGGCAGCCUGUAUUCAGACCAUAACUUCUGGAAAGAUCCAUCCCACCAUCAACUAUGAUACCCCGGACCCAGAGUGCGAUUUGGACUACGUUCCAAAUGUUUUCAGGCAGAAGGAUGUUGGGGUGGUGUUAUCAAAUGCUUUUGGCUUUGGCGGUCAGAAUGCCUGCCUGGUAUUUCGAAAAUUUGAAGGGUGA
Molecule: messenger RNA, 1245 nt
Organism: Geodia barretti
Lineage: Eukaryota; Metazoa; Porifera; Demospongiae; Tetractinellida; Geodiidae
Source: the annotation of a GenBank genome assembly